Messenger RNA from Amphiprion ocellaris (clown anemonefish), 4369 nucleotides. RefSeq names its product family with sequence similarity 49 member A (gene cyria). Gene Ontology annotation, molecular function: small GTPase binding. NCBI's taxonomy places the organism in Eukaryota, Metazoa, Chordata, Actinopteri, Pomacentridae. Gene Ontology annotation, biological process: regulation of actin filament polymerization. Bases 152 to 1123 code for a protein of 323 amino acids. The record is from RefSeq and is a predicted model, not a curated record. The transcript is spliced from 12 exons.
AGCUUCCAAGGUCGGUGAAAGUACAACCCAGACCGAGACUUUUGCUGCUUACCUCCUCCAGGAUACCUCCCCGAGAGACGUACCGAGACAUAAAGAAAGCGGAUGAUAUAAGCAGCAACCCGAGGGCCUCCACCAGAGAAGGUUUGCUGGAAUGGGUAACCUGCUAAAAGUCCUAACAAGGGAAAUAGAGAACUAUCCACACUUUUUCCUGGACUUUGAAAAUGCUCAGCCGACAGAAGGCGAGCGUGAGGUGUGGAACCAGGUGAACUCCGUCCUGCAGGACUCUGAGAGCAUCCUGACGGGUCUGCAGGCGUACAAAGGAGCCGGCCAGGAGAUCAGAGAUGCAAUUCAGAACCCCAAUGACUUCAUGCUGCAGGAACGAGCCUGGAACUCCGUCUGCCCGUUGGUCAUCAAACUAAAGAAGUUCUACAGCUUCUCUCUGAGGCUAGAGGAGGCCCUGCAGUGUUUGUUGGAAUGCCUCACCUGUCCGCCCUUAACGCCCACCCAGCACCUGGAGAGAGAGCAGGCAUUGGCCAAACAGUUUGCUGAGAUCCUCCACUUCACUCUGCGCUUCGAUGAGCUGAAGAUGAGGAUUCCUGCCGUCCAGAAUGACUUCAGCUACUACAGAAGGACCAUCAGUCGAAACCGGAUAAACAACAUGAAUUUGGACAUUGAGAAUGAAGUCAACAACGAGAUGGCCAACAGGAUGUCUCUGUUCUACGCCGAGGCCACGCCCAUGCUGAAAACACUCAGCAACGCAACCACAAACUUUGUGACAGAGAACAAGACUCUUCCACUGGAGAACACGACAGACUGUCUGAGCACCAUGGCCAGUGUCUGUAAAGUCAUGCUAGAGACGCCGGAAUACUCGAGUCGUUUCAGCAGCGACGACACACUCCUGUUUUGCAUGAGGGUCAUGGUUGGAGUCAUCAUUCUUUAUGACCACGUCCACCCCAACGGCGCCUUCAACAAGUCCUCCAAGAUAGAUAUGAAAGGCUGCAUAAAAGUCCUGAAGGACCAGCCAGCAGACAACGUCGAAGGUCUCCUGAAUGCACUCAAAUUCACCACAAAACACCUGAAUGACGAAUCCACUCCGAAGAACAUCCGGACGAUGCUCCAGUAAUAUUUGUUGUCUUUUAUAUAAAUAUAUAUAAAUAGAUAUGAAGAGGAUCACUGUCCUGACCUCAAAUAAGAUGUAUAUGUUUACAUUAUUUAAAAAGACUCGAUGUUAAUACUUGUGUGUAUUUGCAUAGUCAUUCCCUCCAAGCUAUUGAAACCUGCAGAAUACGGACUUCUACAAUCUGAAAGCAUCACAUGAAUUGCCUCUACUGUUAAAGCUGUCGAAGCACAAACCGUGGACACCUAUCAGCCUUAGACACACACACACACACACACACACACACACACACACACACACACACACACACACACACACAAAUAUAUAUUAGAACUGAGCUUUGCAAGCAGCACUUGGAAAUAAAUGAACAAGGCAGCAUAAAACUGUCCUUCAAUGAAUCUUUUCAAUCUUUAAUUUGACAAUGGAAUCAGUUUACUGUCUUUAAUAACAUUCUUCUCGGUUUGUUUUUUAAAUUCUGACGUAGAUUAUCACGUACAUCAUGAGGACAGAUUUUCAGGGUAAACUGAAGUGAUCGUCCUGCAGAGAUGAGAUUUAAUGACAGUAGAGAAUCAAUCAGUGUUGCAUCAAUCUGAAGAUUUCUGUUGCAGUGAAGGACAAAAGUGUUGAAAGCAGAUAAGGGAUCGAUUGGUAUUUCUAAGAGCGUUCGGGUGUUUCCUCUUUUUCAGCUGCUUCUCAUUUCCAGAGCGUUAAAUGCUGCCACAGAGAAACGCACAAGAAGUCCUUAUGAACAUAUAGAAGUUCCCCUAAGAACUCAUCUCUUAGUAUAAAAGUACAUUUUUAGAUGGUUUUCCCCAUAGAAGUAAUCACAUCUGAGCCAAACAAUGAUUCUGAAGAAGAAAAAUGAUAAAGAAUCCUGUGAUGUGUCUUCUAGCAUAUAAAAAAGCAACAGAUAGACUUAAAUUUGACUGAACUGGAUCUUUUAAAGAGCUGCAUACGAAGGUCUCAGGGGUGGAGGUGGCGGAAGUUUACUCAGGAGACUGAGUUUUGUUUUUUCACUUAGUUUCAUUACAUUUUGUAAACCGGCUGAACUGGUCUGAACCGGUCCCAACCAGUCAGAGCUGUGAGUUGUGUCGCUUCUUCAGAUUCCUGCUACGUUUGUUGUCAUCCAAACCGGUCCCAACCAGUCAGAGCUGCGAGUUGUGUCGUUUCUUCAGUUUCCUGCAACGUUUGUUGACAUCCAAACCGGUCUGAACUGGUCGGACCUUUAAGUUGUGUUGUUUCUUCAGAUUCCUGCUGCGUUUGUUGUCGUCAUUCAAACCGGUCCGAACCGGUGGGAACUUUGAAUCGUGUCGUUUCUUCAGAUUCCUGCUGCGUUUGUUGUCCAGCUUUGUGGGUUAGAUGCCGUCGGAUCAGUGAAGCAGGUGACUUCUGACACUAAAAGCCUCUUCACACCCUCUUCAUGUUUCUGUAGAUGUGACUUCAUGUUUUUGUCGUCUUUGAGGUUUCGGUCCACACAGGCUAAUAUCAGCCAGCAUCUCGUCUUUGCAGCGACAUUUUCACAAUAAAAGUCUUCAGUAUCAUUUUCACUCACUGUUUGCUGAAGGCACCAAACGAAGUUUAAAUUUGGAUAAACUUGAUGGUUUGGUUAAAAUGUGCCCUUUUCACAAGGUGAAACUCGUGUUACAGGGCAAACUUUGAAUCACCUGAAAAGGAGCGACACCAGUAGAGAACAUAUUGCUCCCUAACCUACUCAUGGUGUCUAUUUAUCUCCCAGUUUUUAUGUCUGCUGUGUUAAAUAUCGAGGCUACGGGAUUCUUUGUGGAUUCAAACGUGACACAAAGUGGCAGCGAGUUAAUGAGUCGGGAAUGAGACCAGGCUCGUCUUUUUAUGGUCAGCUCUUGUAUUUUCCAUCAUUUUGUUUCUCAAACCUUGUACACCUGUUGAAAUAAAUCCACUGUGAAGACAAACCUAGAUCCGGUAUGCAGAGAAGGAAAUGAUCAAACGGUGAUAACGAAUCACUGAAUCAAAUCAACCCACCAAAUGUUUAGUUGCGUGAGAAUAAUUGGCGUUUUUGCCAUCUUUUGAGUGACUUUUUCAGCUUUGCUAUUAAACUCUUUCUUUCAAAGAAAGACCAAAAAUGUCCUUAUUUGGAAUAAACUAUGUUUUGUUUUGUUUUUUUAGUUGAAGAUUUUUAGAAAACAAUUUCCACUUUUUUAAGUAUUUGGACUGACUUUUGGAGGGAAAAUGUGACCAGAUUAAUGUUUUAUAUGACUUUUUGAUAUUGUUUGAUGUGUUUGGAUUCAUCACAGUCCUUCUGACCAUUCUUCUGGAUCAUUUUAUAGCCUGACAGUGUAGAAUAAUGUACAAAAUCUGCCUUAAAUCAAACUGUUGAAGUAAGAGGAAUGAGUUUAGCUCUGCAACCUUCCUCAAAUCUUAACCUCAGACAGUCUCGUUAUGCUGAGCAUCACUAAUAGUCAAACUCGGUCGGACAAUCUGUGUGUUCGCUUUAAGUUGUGUUUCAUUUUUACUGUAGUCUCUGAAGACCGAUAGAUGGGAUGAAGUGUGCUUAAGGAUGCAACGAAUGAGGAGAGCAGCUCCUAAGACAUUCGUUUUCGUCUUUAAAUCACUUUAGAUGGUAAUCUAACAUGUUAAAAUCAUGACUGCAUUGCAAUCAUCCAUCUGAUUCAAUCUGAAUUUCACCCCUGUGGUCUUAGAAUAGUGGAAAUGUCUGUGAUUUAACACAACAUCGCCUUAAAGACGUAGGGAUUUAAUCUGUGAAACAAGCCAUGAACACAGCAUACGGAACCGUAGCCACUCCUGUCUUUCAAUUAACCUUCAGUUAAAUAACAUUAAAUUAAUUAAUAUGUCAUCCAUUUAUGUUUGAUUCUCUUGUAUUUAGUAAUAUAUGCAUACGUGUGCGUGUAAGCCAUACUUUGGAUGCGAUGUUUUAUAUGCAACGAGUUAAAAACUGUAAGACUCGAAGCCGGGUGUACGUAUGAUAGCAAUGUUUCAUAUCCGACUGAAGUGGUUUUUAAAAACCUCAUGGUCUGGUCAUGAUUGAUGUACACCAAGCUUCCAUCUAUGCCCAAGAAUAUGCUACUGUGUGUUGAAUGCAAGAAGUUGUUUUUCAGAGGCGAAUUCGGUUUUUUGUUGUUGUUUUUGUUUUAAACUGACAGUUAUUGUUGUUGGGGUUCAGACUCACUGUUGAUAUAAAUUUGCUUUGGCUUUGUUCUUGCAUACUGAAUGGGAUGUGUGGAUUGGAUAAUAAAAGUGGUACAUUUCUUACACACA